Messenger RNA from Paramuricea clavata, 1200 nucleotides. NCBI's taxonomy places the organism in Eukaryota, Metazoa, Cnidaria, Anthozoa, Malacalcyonacea, Plexauridae. The record is from the annotation of a GenBank genome assembly.
AUGCGAGAAGACCAAAAUAGUUUCAAAAAUGAAAUGGAAGAGAAAUUAAAAAAAGCAGAAACAGAAGUGAAACGGCUCCAAGGUCGGGUCGGGUCACUUGUGGAAGAGAAAACCAAUCUGUUGAAGCGGAUAAAAAGCUUAGAAAUUGACAAUAAAACAUUUGAAGACGAAGUAAGUUCGCUAAAUACAGCUAUAAAAGUAAACUAUAAUGAUGAUAUCAACACAAAUCCAACGUUAAUACAGUGUGAAAAUUCAGUUGUUGACUCAACCAAAGAAGCUAAUCCAGACGCUGCUGCUAAUAAUUCUCCCAAUAUCACUGCUGCCGAAAACCCUGACACCGAAACUCCCAACGUUAAAAUUCCGGACAAUGGAAAUGCUACCAAUCAUGACGAAUAUGACUUUGUCAUGUUAUGUGACUCGAACAGGAAAUUCUUAAACAUAAGUAAGCUGUGUUCGAGUAGACAUAGCAAAAUCAUUCCCUGUAAUACAACAAAAAAGGCCAAAGAAAUUGUAGAGUCUCCCAGAUUUGAUGUCAAAAAAGGAAUCAUCAUAAACACUGGAGUCAAUGACCUUGAGAACCUAUCUGCAGGAGAGAUUGUAAAAUCCCAAGUUCAAAUGGCAAAUAUGGCGGCAAAAAGAUUUCCGGGAAGACAAAUUUUUCUAUGUGGUAUCACCCCAAGAGGAGAUGAGUUAGAUAGAAAAAUCCCUGACAUUAAUGAUGACAUUGAUGAGGAGAUCAAAGAUAUCCCCAAUGUUAGCCACGUAUAUAAUGGGAAUCUACGUAAUGGCAAACUGUACUUUGAUGUCAAACAUUUGAAUAGAAGAUUUGGUAUCCCCGCUUUGGCAAAGAACAUCAAGAAUGAGUUGCGUAAGAUUUUCGGGGGUAACAGAAAGGAAAACACCAGCACCCAACAAAAGAGUGUACCUCAAAACCAGGAGGGAAGUCACCACAGUAAUGCAGGUCAAGUUCAAAACUUCGAUAAGGAGUUGGGGAGGAGUCCGCAGGAAGAUACACAGAAUGCAGUAUUUCUACCAACGAUGACUGGCAUUCAGGAUGAACUUAAACAGGUAUCAAACUUAUUGAACCAGUUAAUUCAAAGCAACAUUAGUACGAACCAUCAGCGGAUGCAAUACCAACGGGUAAUGUAUCCACAAGUUACUAUUCCUCCUCAAUUUACCAAUAAUUAUAGAUUUAUUUAG